Cladophialophora yegresii CBS 114405 is the source of this 867-nucleotide messenger RNA. RefSeq lists its product as uncharacterized. The record is from RefSeq and is a predicted model, not a curated record. NCBI's taxonomy places the organism in Eukaryota, Fungi, Ascomycota, Eurotiomycetes, Chaetothyriales, Herpotrichiellaceae. Bases 1 to 867 code for a protein of 288 amino acids. The transcript has 2 exons.
AUGUCUCAAUUCCUCCAGCAAUCACUGGCACUCUUGUCAGUAUUAUGGCUGCCUAUCUGCACCCAAGCCCAUAUGCAGAUGAGUUCGCCAUAUCCACUCCGAAGCCCCCUCGAUCCCGAUGUUUCGGUUGAUGACAAAGACUACGACAUGACGACCCCUCUCCUAUCAGACGGCUCUAACUUUGCCUGCAAACACUAUCAGAACUACACCGGAGGUUAUGCGACGAAGGCAACCUACCUAUCCGGUGGCACGUACGACAUGUGGCUGAACGGCACGGCAGACCAUGACGGCGGCUCUUGUCAGCUCUCCUUGUCAUACGACAACGGCCAGACCUUUAAAGUGAUAAAGUCGAUGAUCGGUGGAUGUCCACUCACCCACAACUACAAUUUCACGAUCCCUGAGUUUGCACCCGCUUCGGAUUCGGCUCUGCUUUCGUGGUCCUGGUUCAAUCUGGUGGGAAACCGUGAAAUGUACCAGAACUGUGCACGGGUCAAGAUCAUCACGGCACCGAACCAGAGGUAUCGACGAGGCUCGCCUUAUAGGCGUCAGACUUCUUCCAUGGAACAGUUGCCGGAUAUGUUUGUGUGCAAUGUCGAUAACGGCUGUCAGACUAUCGAGCAGCAAGAAGUCGUUUUCCCGGAUCCUGGAGAUCAGGUUGUCUAUGCUCAAGAUGCUAUCACUCCGGACCCAGGACCGGGUUACAGUAUUGCUGCUGCUUCGACAACUUCCGCUUCGACAAUUUCCGCUUCCUCCGCGGAUCUGUCGUCAACAAGUACUGGUGACACAAAUUCAUAUAGUCCGACUCCGACUUCUCUCAUCUCAACUACCCUCGACGACUCCAACUGGCCCAACCACAAGCAGUUUUAG